AACUUGACAUCAUAUAAUAUAUAAAUCACUAUUAUUAUUAUUAUCUCAUCCACAACUCUUACCAAGUCACAACCAUUUUUCUUUCAAAGACAUAAAAUUUUGCUUUUCAUACAAUUGGAUUCAAUCCAAACAUGUUUAGAUCCAAUAGUACUAGAAGAGGUAAUGAGAAGUAUGAGAAAUUAGAUAAAGAAUUCGGUGGAAAUAAUAAUGGAAUUUCAAAUGAAGAAUAUUUGAAGAGGAGUAUAAGUGUUGGUCCAUCAAAUACAAAGGCAAAGAUGGCUAUGGCUUCAAACUUAGGGAAUAUUAAUCUACAAAGAAAUCCAACAAAAAAAGUAAGUAGUGAUAAGGAAAAGAAUACUCACCCACUUUUCAAUUUGUUUGAUUUUGGGAAGAAAAAGAAAGCAUCGUCUAAGCCUGAAUUUGCAAGAUAUGUUGAGUAUAUGAAGGAAGGUGGCAUGUGGGAUUCAGAAUCAAAUAAACCUGUAAUCUAUUACAAAUGAUAUUUGUCUUGCUUAGUUUUUGAACUCUAAGUGUUAAUUAGUGUUUGUAUAAAAUAGAGUUUGAAUUUCAUAUCAUAUCAUAUUUGUAUAAGACUAAGAGGAUAUAGAUCAAAAUAUAAAUGAUUUUGUUCUUCAUCAUUGAUAUGAUGUAUGUAUACAUGCAUCUAUCUUGAAUAAUAAUGAUAUAAGCAACUAUUUUGAACCAUGUCAAAA
Messenger RNA from Trifolium pratense (red clover), 713 nucleotides. RefSeq lists its product as uncharacterized. Lineage: Eukaryota; Viridiplantae; Streptophyta; Magnoliopsida; Fabales; Fabaceae. The transcript has a single exon. Bases 132 to 500 code for a protein of 122 amino acids. The record is from RefSeq and is a predicted model, not a curated record.